UUCGUGAACAAAAAUUCCGGGAAGCGACAACACGCCGUCUGGAAUUAAAUUGCAAAAAAAAUUUUUUUUUAUACGUUUUUGUUGAAUUUUUGUGAAAUAUAAAGUGCGCAAAGCUCAAGGAACAAAUAUUUCAAAGAAAUUUGUGAAAUCUUUUGUUAAAUUCGUUCCACCGCCACCAAAAAAAAAAGACAACUCAUACGGAUCUACAUAAAAGAUAUUGUAUUUUAAUAUUGUUCAAAACCUCGACGACUUUAGAGAUCAUAUAUUUGAUGGGAAAUUGGCUUUCAAGUUCCAAGAUGGAGGAAGACCAGCCAGGUACCUAUAUUGUUUCUCAUACAGAUGAGUAUGAAAUUAGUCGUUAUUUUGCGAGGGAUAUUUCCACAGGAAUUCCGAAAUCGCGUGCAAAUUUUGACAGGCAGCUUGCUCUCCUCGCUUCCGCUCGAAACAAAGCGGAAAGCAGCAACAUAAUUAAGCAGCUCGAUGGGGCAUCGUCUGACGAUAUCAAUCAGGGGCACGAAGUUUUAGAGGAUGAUCCUGAUCUCAGUGACAUUGAACAGGCCGAUCAGGAAUCAUUGGAGGCUCUCAAUCAGGGGCCAGAAGAUGCACCAGAAGAACCACAAAUUGGAGGCAUUGAGCAGGCCGAUCUGCCAUCAUUGGGGGUUCUCGAUCAGGAGCCUGAAGAUGCACCAGAUGAACCACAAAUUGGAGGCAUUGAGCCGGCCAAUCAGGCAUCAUUGGGGGCUCUCAAUCAGGAGCCCGAAGAUGCACCAGAAGAACCACAAAUUGGAGGCAUUGAGCAGACCGAUCAGCCAUCAUUGGAGGCUCUCAAUCAGGAGCCCGAAGAUGCACUAGAAGAACCAGAAAGCGGAGAAAUUGAACAGGCCAAUCAGGCAUCACUAGAGGCUCUCAUUCAGGAGCCCGAAGAUGCACCAGAAGAACCACAAAUUGGAGGCAUUGAGCAGACCGAUCAGCCUUUAUUGGAGGCUCUCAAUCAGGAGCCCGAAGAUGCACUAGAUGAACCAGAAAGCGGAGAAAUUGAACAGGCCAAUCAGGCAUCACUGGAGGCUCUCAAUCAGGGGCCCGAAGAUGCACCAAUAGAAGCAGAAAGCGGAGACAUUGAGCAGACCGAUCAGCCUUUAUUGGAGGCUCUCAAUCAGGAGCCCGAAGAUGCACUAGAAGAACCAGAAAGCGGAGAAAUUGAACAGGCCAAUCAGGCAUCACUGGAGGCUCUCAAUCAGGGGCCCGAAGAUGCACCAGAAGAACCACAAAUUGGAGGCAUUGAGCAGGCCGAUCUGCCAUCAUUGGAGGCUCCCAAUCAGGGGCACCAAAAUUCACCAAAAGAAUUGGAAAGCGGCGACACUCAGCAACCAAAUCAGAAACCGUCAGGGGAUUCCAGUGGCCAGUGGCCCAAAGAUAUACAGGGAAGGCGUGAAUCCUCUGAUGGGUCGGGUUCUGAGGAUGCAAACCAGGGGCUCUAUACACAUGACGACCCUGAAUUGUGCGACAAUAAGCAGUACGGUGGGGAUCUGGAGCAGGAGAAUGCUUCCUCAGCUAAAGGAAUAAAUUUGAAAGACAAAGCUAUUAGCGAUGAGAAUGCGGGGGAUGUGCCUCCGUUCGAAGAUCACAAGAAGAUGCCGGACGCUGCAUCCAUUACAUCAUCGGAGGAUCUCCAGGAUUUCAUAGAAGUGAUGAAUGAUGGGCCUGUGGAUUUGCCAUUAGAGGAUCUCAAUCAAUUUCAAUCCCUUGAAACAGUACUAUCAUCCGCAGAAGAAGGAGAAGUUUGUAACGCACUGUACUGUGACUGCGAAGAAGGAGAAGUUCUUACCGAUGACAAUGACGAUGAUGAUUCAUUCUACAAUUCCGGCAAAAAGGACAUCUGUCAUUCGACGCCGUUUACCAAGGAAAACAACUAUCGGAUGUUUGAGAAGAAGCAGCUGCCAAUGCCGAAUCUCGAAGGUGCGAGCAAUUUUUUGAUGGGACUACAAAAAAUGCCUCAUGCCUUCAAAGCUGGAAUGCAGCAGCCGGAUGCAGAUCCAUUCUACUCACAGGCCAAGUCACAUAUGAGGAUUGGUCCCCUGCUACCGACACCAUUGUUCAUCAAGUCAUUGCCCUUUGACCUGACAGAGGCUCCCAAUCGGAAUGAGACGUAUACGCGCAAGACCACGGAAAUUGUUGGGGCACCGAUCUCGUGCCAAAGCGCAGGAGGCGACACCACGAAGGAGGCCGAGGGUUCGUCGUCCUUCUCGAAUCUUGGAAAGAAAUCAAUCUCUGGGGACUCAUCGCCACGCAUUCGAAAGAGAAACCGCUCGCCGCUAAUCACUUUGAAGAGAUCCCGCUCCAGAUUCUUGUCCCCCAGCGUGUCUCCCCCUAGAUAUGGCUACAGCAAGCGCCGUCGUUGUCGCAGUCGUAGUCGUCGCUUUUCCCCCAGUACCAGUUCAUCCCGUUCACCGAAGAGAAGUCCGAGUCGACGACGGAAAAUACACGGGAAUCCCACACGCCGUCGUUCCCGUCGCUCAAGCAGCCCGCCCAUGCGUCGUCGCUCCCGUAGUCCUUUCGUGCGCCGUCGCUCGCCCAGUCCUUUGGCACGCCGUCGCUCGCCCAGUCCUUUGGCACGCUGUCGCUCCCGCAGUCCUCCCGCACGACGUCGUUCGCCUCAUGCUUCCAAACAAUCCCGAGGCUUGGUCCGUCCAACUAUUCAAAACGCAUCGAACAUGGCACCGCGAAAGCGAAAGAUCAGCACCUCAUCGAGCAACUCAUACAAUGCCACAGACGAUUCAGCAUCUUCGAGCGAUUCGAGCUUCAAGCGUGCUUUACGGCGUGAGAAGACACUUAAAAAAGGGCCGAAAACCCCACCAGAUUCCCCGCCACCCGAAGACGCAUCAAAGUCUCGAAAGAAGUUCCUACUAAACAAGCUUUUGCUUUUGAAUGAAAAAAUUGAGGCAGCGAAAAAGUUACGACAAAUGAAGAUGAUGAAACUAUCAUCUAAUUUGGAUCCCAGAUUCAAAAACUAAAACGCAACGAAUAACCAAAGAUUUUUGUUGCUUAGGAAUUAGAAUUGUAUCAAAGAAUAAAUCCAUAACGAUGCCUGGGAUGAAAGCCACGUAAACACCCAUGUAUGACCUGCCCAGGUGGCAGAAGAAACAUUCCCAUAAACCACACAAGGACUGCAGACACCGAGCAACGGCAGGAAGGCAGGCGGGGGGGCCAGAGGGGGCACAACUCAAAACAGGAACAACUAUAACUGAGAGCGCAUCUGUAGCUCCUCUCGGUCUCUCUCUCUCUCUCUCUGUGUGUGGGUGUAUACUCUGCUAAUAUCCUUGUUAAUAUUAUUAAACAUUAUUUAUGGAUUUGUUUAAUUUGUA
This is a messenger RNA of Drosophila miranda, 3362 nucleotides long. Its product is annotated as transcription initiation factor TFIID subunit 5. Bases 270 to 3011 code for a protein of 913 amino acids. Lineage: Eukaryota; Metazoa; Arthropoda; Insecta; Diptera; Drosophilidae. The record is from RefSeq and is a predicted model, not a curated record. Gene Ontology annotation, molecular function: protein binding; RNA polymerase II general transcription initiation factor activity. The transcript is spliced from 4 exons.